AUGAGGCAUACGGGGAGGCUUACAGCCACACGCGGGGCGACGUACAAGACGGCUGGAGUCGCUAUCCCUAACCAGGACUGGACGUUGAACCUGACCGAGUACACGGGCAUCUCCAAGAAGCAGAUCAAGCAGCGCGAGAAGGACCCGGCCGCUCCGGCGCUCACCCUCACGGUGAAGAACGCAACCGCGAUCAACAACGCCCUGCGCAGAGCCAACGUGUCCACCAUCGACGGCUCGCCUAUCCCAAAGGGUGGCGCCGAGGGAACCACUUCCACGGUCUGGGUGUACGAUCCAGACGGGUACAUGGUCGAGCUCGUCCAGCGCAGCGGCCCCUCCGAUUACUUUACCGUUUCCGAGCCUAACAUCACCAACGGCCCCGGUAUGGAAUACGUUAUUCGGGGGCAGCUCGAUCUCACCAUGUACAACGUCACGGGGGCCAUCACAUUCUACAAAGAUAUCCUCGGGCAGAAUAUCAGCCGAGGCUUCGAACCCCUUAUUGGCCCCGGAGUGUCUAUUAUCUAUCCGGCACAGGACCCUGGUGUUGCCAUAACUACUUAUCUCGUCGAAAACUUGGAUGCCAUUGUGAAAAAGGUCAAGGCUGCCAAGAUCAAGAUCAUUACUGAGGGAGACAAGCCUGUGUGGAUCGAUGGCAAGAAAAGUAUUGUUGUGCGAGACCCGGCUGGGUAUCUUGUACGACUGGACCAAGCUUGUUAG
Messenger RNA from Fusarium subglutinans, 714 nucleotides. RefSeq names its product lactoylglutathione lyase-like lyase. The record is from RefSeq and is a predicted model, not a curated record. The transcript is spliced from 2 exons. NCBI's taxonomy places the organism in Eukaryota, Fungi, Ascomycota, Sordariomycetes, Hypocreales, Nectriaceae. Bases 1 to 714 code for a protein of 237 amino acids.